AUGGAGGUUUCAAGAUAUGUUCGCUUAAAUAACGGCAUCGACUGUCCGAUAGUUGGAUUGGGAACGGGUGGUCACAAAGCCGGAGGUCCUCCACAGGGAAAGGUAGUCAUCGAAAUGGUCCACAACGCUGUCGAUGACGGCUACAGACAUAUCGAUACGUCCAGUAAUUAUCUGAACGAAGAGGCGAUCGGGAAAGCACUCAAUGAGAUCUUUGCGGCGGGAAAAGUGAAACGCGAGGACAUGUUUAUCACCACAAAGAUUACACCGAAUGCCACCCAAAGUAGGACUGAAGCGUUGAAUGGCGUCCACUUGGCUCUGAAGAAGUUGAACACAACAUACGUGGACCUAAUGCUUAUCCAUAGGGCCGCCAUUGAUCCCAAUGUUAACGACGAGGUCUGGAAGGGUUUGGAGGACGCGUUGGCCCAGAAAUUAGUCAAAUCUAUUGGUAUUUCUAACUUCGAUGUCCAGCAAAUUGAUAGUCUCCUGAAGAAUGCGAAAAUAAUUCCAGCUAUGCUUCAGGUGGAGAGUCAUCCGCAGCAAAAUCAAAGACAACUCAUUGAUUAUUGUCGUAAAUAUGACAUACAUUUGACCGCAUACUCGCCAUUAGGCGCCGGAACUCUCAUAAAGAAUCCAACGAUUGUCUCAAUCGGGAAAAGUCAUAACAAAUCUGCGGCGACAGUAAUGAUCAGAUGGCAGGUCCAGAGGGGUGUCGUCGCCAUUCCUAAAAGUACUAAAAAUGCUUAUAUCAUAGAAAAUAUCGAUGUUUUUGACUGGACUUUAACUGACAAUGAGAUGAAAGUAUUAGAAGAUAUGAAAUAA
Molecule: messenger RNA, 819 nt
Organism: Medioppia subpectinata
Lineage: Eukaryota; Metazoa; Arthropoda; Arachnida; Sarcoptiformes; Oppiidae
Source: the annotation of a GenBank genome assembly